Molecule: messenger RNA, 5366 nt
Organism: Pomacea canaliculata
Lineage: Eukaryota; Metazoa; Mollusca; Gastropoda; Architaenioglossa; Ampullariidae
Exons: 5
Coding region: 345-2684 (779 amino acids)
Biological process (GO): regulation of transcription by RNA polymerase II
Cellular component (GO): nucleus
Molecular function (GO): DNA-binding transcription factor activity, RNA polymerase II-specific; RNA polymerase II transcription regulatory region sequence-specific DNA binding
Source: RefSeq, a predicted model, not a curated record
CAAGCAACGCUCACGCGUGACCAAGACAUCUGACGCCCAUGACGUAGCUCGGACGACCGCACUGUCUCUAUGACGUCAUUCAACUGUGCUUCGUCGCGCGAGCUCGACGUAGAAAAUGGGAAAUAUGACUUCUCAAUGUGCCCUAUAAUUGAAAAGUUGAUGUGCUAUUCCGCUUAAGAAGCAGAAACUUGAAAAGGUAACAGUUUCUAAUAGUUCGUGAUUACUUGUUGAUGUCCUGCUUGCCUGAGGUACAAGUUGAAGCGACGACCGGUGCGCAGCAUUCUUAGGGACAUUCAAUACAUUGAGUGUGACAAGCUGAGGGCAACUUUAUUUACAGGAGCAGCAUGAGUAGUAACUGGAACAGCCAGACUUCUAUGACUGUUGGGGGAUACCAAGUAUUCCAAAGCCAGCCUGUCAGCAUGGAUGAUAAAGAUCAGCCAGGCCUGAUACCAGCAGUAGAGGUGAAGACAGAACCUGUUGACAAUGGCUAUGAGCAGAUAGGGGAACCAAGAAUUUGCAACGUUACCUCACUUCAAAAUGCACAUUCACAGACAGUAGAGGACCUCUGGACUGGCACUUUUCGGGCAGAAAUAAGAGAAAUUCUUGGAAAUAAGUCUACAGAUCAAAAUGCCACUGUUCAAAAUGUACAGGAUGUUGUGGAAAAGCUGCUAAAAAAGAAUGAAGACCUGUUGUCACAGAAUGAUGCCAUUGGGUUUAAACCAAAUCGGAGAGGUAGGCUUCCAGCUGAAAUGGCGCGAAAGACAGAAGCAUUUCCUGGCAUUGGUCAGACAGCAGCAUUUUCCACAGGACUUGGACAAAGAGGAAGAGUGAUGCCUUCAGGAAGCAUCCGAGAACGUGAUGAUGGUAUUCCUAUGGGCAGAAUUCUGAGACCAAGGACUCCAACAUUGCGGUGUCACAUGGUUGAGAAAGAUAAGUCACAUUUUACAUCGGCAGUGAUGGAGACGAAAAUUGGCAGCAAAGAAUCAGAGGAGAUAUUUCAUGUGCAAGAGCAUGAAAUGGUUUGUGGGGUAUCUGCAAACACCCAGCUAUUAAGUCGAGAGGGACGGCUUAUGGCUUUGGUUGACAUUAAGCGUUACUGGUGCAACUUUUGUUCAUUUUCUACAUCUAACAAGAACCAGCUAAUAACCCACAUCAUGGAUCAUCGCUUUCAUUGCAAGUAUUGUCGGUAUCAGUCUUUCUCAAGGGCUGAUGUCAUACAGCAUUCCUUCCAUACCCACCCAGAGUUUCAGGAAAUGGCAUCAUUGAUGCAGUACUGCACUCUACUCUCAGAUUACUUGCGUGUCCAAAAUCCCAACACAGCACGGCUCGACAAUCGACCAAAGAGAAAAGAUGGCACAGAGAAAGGAAAUAAUGGUGGAAGCCAUGAGGAAGAAAAUCCAGCCAAGCUGAGGAAGCUGGAUGAUUCUCAGAUCAAGGGACAGUCUACCGACACAGACAUGAAACUUGCGGGCAGUUUAACCUCAGACUAUGAUAUUUUUGACAUGGAGGUAGAUAACACAAGUGAGAGUACGGAGGAAACUGAGAAAGAAACUCCUCUACUCCCAGCGUUUGCCACAGUGCAGAGUAGUAUAGCAUCUAAUCCAGUCUCUUUCACACCAGCUGUUAUUGUACAGACCACGCGUGUUGCCUCACCUGCUGUGAUAAGUGGGCCAGUCAUCACCCAGGUCUUCUCAGCAGGUUCCCCUCAGCCUGAUGAAACGGGUUCCUGUAUACUGGGCUCAACCAGUCGAAGCAUUUUGUCCAGCACUAUGUCAUCACCAAGCCCUUCACCAUCUUCUGCUAGCACCAGCAGCAUGCAGCCAAUGCGAUCCAACCUGUACUGGAACUGUGGCUACUGCCCGUUCACCAGCAAAAGUCAGAGUGAGGUGAAGGAUCAUUCAGGCCGAGAGCACAUUGGCAAGGCUCAUAGGUAUGUGGCAUUAAUCAAAGCAGAGGAUAGCUCUUCCCCUGCACCAUCAUCCUCAAGUGGAAGAGAAGGGGGGAGAAGUGGAAGCAGUUCCAGGAAGAAAAUGAGUGUGGGAGACAAACACGAGGAAGGCAGAUUGGAAGAGGCUGGUGAGCAGGAAGGAGAAACUGAAUUGGAGGAAGAGAAACAGCUCAGCAUUUCUCGCAAAGAGUCCUCUGACAAAGACGAGAAGCUUUCCUGCAGUGGUUUGGAUGCAGAAGGUAGUGUACAGAGUACCUCCCAAGGGAACGCUAAUCCAGAGAUAUCUGCUGAAACAGGAGGUUUCGAUCAGGUUGUCAUCAAACAAGAGCCAGUAGAUGCUGAGGAACAGAUUAUUCCAAUGAAAGUAUGCUUUCCAAAACCAAGAAUUCAAGCAAAGGAAAAUACCGCCAUCAAGUGUUGUCACUGUAACUACAGUGCUCGCAUGCUAAGUCACCUGAGGAAUCACAUUGUGUACUGCCACAAGGGAAAACAGCUGAUGGGGACAGGAGCCAUGAACAGCAAGGUGUUCAUGUGUGCGCGCUCAGAUUGUACCUUCCGCUCAUCAUCCGGCACAACAUUCCUGAAUCAUGCAAUCUUGUGCACACCUUGGACCAAAUCAACAAUAUCCGACCUGAAAAUUGAUGGCCAUCUUUUGGCUUCGUUAGAAAAGACCAAAGCACUGGCCAAAGAAUCAGCCAGUGGCAAGGCUGUUAGAGAUGAAGCUACAAAGGAUUGAUCUCAAGAGCCAUAAAAGCAUUUUGUGCACCAGCAUUAAAUGCUCAGCUAACUUCAAGCAAGAAUAAAAACAUCAAAUAAUUUGGAGGCAGCUGGUUUUUGUGUCCAGUCUUUUUCUGAUAUAUUACAGGGCAACCAAAAAGCUGUAAAAAGCAUUUACCAUUAUUUCGUCUGGCAGAAUUAUUUCAACAGCUGUGAAAUUUUGAUUUUAAAAAGUCCCAUGAAUAGGAUGUGCUGGUAUAAACAUUUAAACAUUUUCUAUAGCAGACAUACAACCAGAGUUUGCAGCAUGAAGCUGAUAUGUAAAGUGCAGUAGACAUAUUAAUUUUUUUUGGCAUAUUUAAAAAACCAAGUUAAAAAUGAGCUGCAUAAAAUGUACAUUGUAGAAAUUUGACAAGAACACUUGCCAACCCAACCUUUUCAUUCUGCCUGCUGUCAAGGAUUGAUGAAAGGGUCUGUUAUACAUGGUGAAAUAAAACAAAAGUGCACCUGUAUAAUCAUUUUUAAUUGUUAAUCACCAUUUUGUAAGUUUGCUUUAUGCAAGCAUUCUUAUUCCCACUUGAUAGUAAGUAAUAGUUGAUUCCAUAACAGUUGUGUUCAUUUAAGUCUGUGUGAAUGAGAGAUAUUGCAGAAGAUACUUGUGUAAUGCAUUUUAAUGAGUGGCAUUAGGCUACAGCUCUAACAUUUCCAUUAUUCCUCUUGAUUGUAAAUACAAUCUUUUUUUUUUCAAAAUUAUGUUUUGAAGGUUUUUUCUGCUUCAUUUAUGUUUCAAGACAUUUUUUCAGUUUCUUAUAUGUUUAUUAUAUAAAUCUUGAAGAGAUUUUUCUUCUAAACAUUUUAUAUUUUUUAGAUGUGAGUUUUUCAAAAGCCUACUGCCUUUCUAAGAUCGGUCAUUGUUACUGAUCAACUUUCAGCCAUUUUGUCAACCACUUCAUUAACUCACCAUAUUUAAUGGGAUAAGGAAAGGUUGUGUUUGAUUUGUGAAAAGUCACCUAAGUCUGACUGAUUUUCACUCUCAAUAUUGGAAACAAAAUACCAUUUCUUAGAGGUUGAGCUUUCACCUUCUGGCAGGAAAAACUUGUUUGACUCAGGGGAGGGAGGUGAGAAUACUUGUCAGGUAAGAUGGAAUCAAUUAGUGAAGCAUGACUACGUUUCUCACCUCUCUAGUUCAAACCAUCUUUUCCCACCCAAAGGUAUAAUUUAGGUCUUAAUCAUCACCAUUAAGUCUCUAAGGAGCUGGUAGAGGAUGGAUGGGAUGUGUAAUGAGCAAGUGGUUCAUUUUUCAAGAGAUUUUUCCCUCACUGCUGCUCUUUAAACCUUCAGACACUAUUAUUAUGCUUCAAAUACUAUUAUGCAUUCUUGCCUACUUGGCUGCUGAAAGCGCUUCUCACAAGGAAGCAUCCAUGAUAUUUAAUGAUGCCAAGAUGCAGUCUUUUUUUUUUUUUUUAAUUUCAAGCUAUUGAAUAAAAGACAUUGCUUCUAGCAAAUGCCGUGCACAUAGAUUCAUAUCCAGUCAUUGUGAUAAAGCAACAUUUUUCAUUUCCAAUGUUUUUAUAGCAUAAAACAUCAGUGUUGCUGAUCUUUUUAGAUAAUAGCAUGUCAUGAUUUCUGUCUUCACUAUCAUUCACAGUAAAAGCUCAAUCCUGCUAUAGCACAUUUCUGUGAUUUUUAUGACGACAAUUUCAUUACUAGAAAUUUUAUGCAUAGUCUAUUAAUGGUUCAGUUAAAUAUUUAGCAAGUCUUAGGCAGCUGCUACAUGCUUAUCACUAUACUUGAUGUGGAAGAACUGCCAUUCUUUUUCAAUUGUAAACUAAUAUUUGUAAACAUUUUGUUCAGUUUUCUUGUAGUAGCUCAAGAAACAUUUUACUUAUUUGUUUUGUGGUGUUGUAUGUAGAAGCUUAUUUGGUUCUGAUCAGAAACAAAACUAGUUGGGAGAGAGGCAAAACUAUUGAGCUGGUGGUUCUUCGCAGCACCAUUAAGUGUCUUCUUAUUUUUACAGUUAUCAUUGAUAGUCUGUGUUAUAUGUUAUCUAGCUUUGUAACUUUCUUUUUUUAAAGAUAUUUUUAAUUUGAACCUUCUCUUUGCCUUGUCUUUGGUUUUUUUUCUAGUUUUGUUUAAGUUUUAAAAAAAUCUAUUUUCCAGAUGUAUAUAAACAAUUUUUAUUGUAUAUUCUGAAGGUAUAGCACUUGUGCUUGUUCAGGUUUUUCUUCAUUUUGCAACCUUUAAAUAUUUCAGUUUCAUUGAGUCUCACAGAGGCCAUCACAUUUAUCCAGUUCUUCCUACAAUCCACCGUCAUCGAUUUUGUAUUCACUUUUUAUUUUGUAGCUGCUGAGCUCUGUAACCCUUCAGAAUUCGAUUUAGAUGUGGAGAGUGUGAAGAUGGCAUUGAUCAAAGUGAGUGUGGUCACAAGCAUAUUUUAUGUAUUUUUAUUUUUAUCAUCGUUUUAAUCAUGCUUCUUGGCAUUCCGAUGGCCUAAACUCUGGGAGUGGUUCCGAUAGACUGUCUGCUUAAGAGGUGGCAUGGCAUGUUUCCUAAAAUUUUUAUGUGCUUUUUGCUUUCUAUACACUCCAUGUUGAAGUUGUUUAAUAUGUGGAGUACUGUUGCACCAGUUUCAGGGAAAAACAAGAUGCAUAAGGAAAAACAUAACACAAGCAUUGAAAAAUAAAUCACAUGAUGACAUUCA